Molecule: messenger RNA, 911 nt
Organism: Lindgomyces ingoldianus
Lineage: Eukaryota; Fungi; Ascomycota; Dothideomycetes; Pleosporales; Lindgomycetaceae
Product: NAD(P)-binding protein
Exons: 2
Coding region: 1-837 (278 amino acids)
Source: RefSeq, a predicted model, not a curated record
AUGUCCGAUAAAACCAUUCUCUUGAUUACAGGCGGCAACACGGGGAUUGGAUAUGAGACUGUGAAAGAGCUACUCUCAUCCCCGGUUCCGUAUACCAUUAUCAUGGGCAGUCGCUCGAUCGACAAAGCUAAAGACGCGAUUUCCACUCUGACAUCUGAGAACCCAAAUUCAAAGUCUGAAAUUGUGCCACUGCAAGUUGACAUUGUGGACGAUGAGAGCAUCGACCAAGCAUACAAGGAGGUUGAGAGUAAAUGGGGGAAAAUCGACAUCCUUGUUAACAACGCUGGUAUGCGCCGCGCGUCCUUCGACGGCAUCAUGCAACAAAAGCCCGGCGCAGCCGGCAUCCGCGAAGCGUGGCAAACCUCGUACUCCGUCAACGUAACUUCAACCCAAGUCAUGACCACCAUCUUCAUGCCACUGCUCCUCAAAUCUUCUACCCCCCGCCUGCUCUUCGUAACCUCAGGUCUCUCUUCCCUCACUACCUGCUCCUCUGGUCUCAUUUCCGCAAUGCAGCGCCCCAACCCUCCAGCCGGCUGGCCCAAGCCGUUUGAACCUUCGCACAUCACGUAUCGCUCUAGCAAGACGGCAUUGAAUAUGAUGAUGUUGUAUUGGAACCGUCUGUUGAAGGAAGAUGGUGUCAAGGUUUGGUGUAUUAGUCCUGGAUUUUUAGCGACGGGGUUAGGAGGGGUUGGGAAGGAGGUGUUGAAGAAAUUCGGCGCAGGGGAUGCGAGUAUUGGGGGGGAGUUUAUUAGGAAGGUGGUGGAGGGGGAGCGUGAUGCUGAUGUUGGAAAGGUUGUGAAUUAUUUAAACAGGGAGCAUGGUGUUCAGCCAUGGUAAGAGAGGAAGGAAGAGAGGAAGGAAGGACUAUUAGAUGGUCUCCAGGAGAGAGUGUCCGGAGAAGUGUCUUUUAC